AUGGAUAGACCAAGAACAUUACGCACAUAUAGAGGACUCAUAAGAGCCAUUCUGAAAUAUGAAAGGCCAAGCAAGAUAGUCAAUUGGGGCAAUCUACGAAAGGCAAUGAUAACAAAGUUGGAAUAUGCUAAGAAACAAAAUCAGAGAGACUCGCAUGAGAACAUCAACAGACAGUUAGAGAAAUGGAAAAAACUAGAUCCGGUAAGCGACAGAUCUUUGAAUUUGUUUAUAGCCGACUCUAAGUCAUUACGUUCCAUAUUACAAAACGAUAUAAAGUGGGAGAAAAAGGUGGCCCAGGGACAAAACGUUGACGAGAUAUUCGAACACGCUUUGGACAUCAUCAAGUUCUUGGACAACCAAAGAGAAUACGAGGAGCUGGUCGACAGAUACAAUCCUGGCAACAAGUUGACACAGGAUGAGAAAGUGAAAAGAACUGCAAACGUGGUUGGGCUGGACGUUCCGACAUAG
Molecule: messenger RNA, 468 nt
Organism: Saccharomyces cerevisiae S288C
Lineage: Eukaryota; Fungi; Ascomycota; Saccharomycetes; Saccharomycetales; Saccharomycetaceae
Gene: FMC1
Product: Fmc1p
Exons: 1
Coding region: 1-468 (155 amino acids)
Biological process (GO): mitochondrial proton-transporting ATP synthase complex assembly
Cellular component (GO): mitochondrion
Source: RefSeq, marked reviewed